Messenger RNA from Soboliphyme baturini, 462 nucleotides. NCBI's taxonomy places the organism in Eukaryota, Metazoa, Nematoda, Enoplea, Dioctophymatida, Soboliphymatidae. The record is from the annotation of a GenBank genome assembly.
AUGAACUCGCGGACGCACUUGCGACUACAACUGAUGCGCGAGCAGUCCAUGUACGAACAGCAACAACAACAGAGACAACAGCAGCAGCAACAACAACAACAACAGAGUGGCGUCGUAUGCAAUGGAAACGGCUUGUUGAGGGUCAGGCGUAAUUCAUCGAAUUCAUCAAACUCGCCCAGUCCUUCGUCGUCCGGUGCCGAUGCAUCCUCCACGAUCGUCAUCCGGUCUUCGUCAACCGGCCGUCCGACGGUCCUCAACGGAAACGUCAGCGGUGGAAUAGGAGGAGGGGCAAGCGGCAGAAGUGGCGGUAGCGGUGGUGGUGGUCACUCGUCGUUGUCCCCCAUCGCCACGUCGCCGGUGAUCAUCUCGCAACCGAUCAGGUUCAGCGGAAACCGGCUCAUUCAUCUGCCACCGCAGAUCAUACACGUACGGUGCUUUUUACUUGUGUUGUUUGGCAUUUGA